Epinephelus lanceolatus (giant grouper) is the source of this 2667-nucleotide messenger RNA. It is a transcript of the gene chrna9a, whose product is annotated as cholinergic receptor, nicotinic, alpha 9a. The record is from RefSeq and is a predicted model, not a curated record. Gene Ontology annotation, biological process: monoatomic ion transmembrane transport. Gene Ontology annotation, cellular component: postsynaptic membrane. Gene Ontology annotation, molecular function: transmembrane signaling receptor activity; acetylcholine-gated monoatomic cation-selective channel activity. Lineage: Eukaryota; Metazoa; Chordata; Actinopteri; Perciformes; Serranidae.
ACCUGCAACUAACAGCUAGCGAAGCAUUCAGAGCUUCUGACAGGAUGUAAGAUCUCGAGAAUUUUCUGUGGUCUCGCUGAGCGUCAGCAGGUGAGAAUGGAGAUCAGAAUAGAGUGACGCUCUGGAUUCGGACCCGGGCUGUCACAGCGGCUGCUUUGCUGAAUAAUUGAUCCCUUGGCUUGUGACUGGUUGAAAAUGAGGAAGGCAGCACUGAUGGUUUGGAUCAGUCUUGUGGUGCAAGUGUCCCACGGGGCUCAGGGUCAUUAUGCCCACAAACUUCUGUCUGACUUGAUGGAGGACUACUCCAAUGCUCUGAGACCAGUGGACGACACAGACAAAGCCCUCAAUGUCUCCCUGCAGAUCACCCUGUCACAGAUUAAAGAUAUGGAUGAGAGAAACCAGGUGCUGACUACGUACCUGUGGAUCAGGCAAGUCUGGCAUGACAACCUCCUGAAGUGGGACAAGGAGGACUAUGAUAACCUGGAGAUGAUCAACAUCCCCAGUGACCUAGUUUGGAAGCCAGACAUUGUCCUCUACAACAAAGCAGAUGAGGAGCCUGCAGAAGCAUCCAGCACUAAUGUAAAACUGCGUUAUAACGGAGAGAUCAUCUGGGACUCUCCAGCGAUCACAAAGAGCACAUGUGUGGUGGACGUCUCCUACUUCCCCUUUGACUGGCAACAGUGCAACCUCACCUUCGGUUCCUGGACCUACAAUGGCAACCAGGUGGACAUCAGUUUGGGGAUGGACAGCGGUGACCUGUCUGACUUUGUGGAGAAUGUGGAGUGGGAGUGUCACGGCAUGCCAGCAGUAAGAAACGUCAGGAUGUACGGCUGCUGCUCCGACCCUUACACUGAAAUCACCUACACCCUGCUACUGAAGCGCCGCUCCUCUUUUUACAUCUUCAACUUGCUCCUGCCCUGCUUCCUCAUCUCAUUCCUGGCCCCGCUGGGCUUCUACCUGCCGGCUGACUCGGGGGAGAAGGUUUCCCUUGGCGUCACAGUGCUGCUGGCGCUUACCGUGUUCCAGUUGUUGGUAGCUGAGAGCAUGCCUCCUGCAGAAAGCAUGCCCUAUAUAGGGAAGUACUACAUAGCCACCAUGACUAUGAUCACAGCCUCCACCUCUCUCACCAUCUUUAUCAUGAACAUUCAUUUCUGUGGGCCUGAGGCCAAGCCGGUCCCUCACUGGGCCAAAGUGCUCAUCAUAGACUACAUGUCCAAGAUUUUCUUCGUCUACGAGGUGGGGGAGAACUGCACUACGCCGGAGAGUGAGAGGACGCCGCUCUACCCUGAGGAACCCUUGAACGGUAACAGCAGCUACCACGAUGACUAUUUCAAUGACUACCAUCAUGACAACGACCCAUACAAGUACAGCAACGGCCAUGGCGUACACCAUCCCAACAAGCAUCACAAAAACCAGGCCAAUGGCAAUGCCAACAAUAGCCGUCACCAUUACAACAACCAUAACAACCAUGCUUCCAGACUGGAGAGGGGCGAGGGGAAGCGAGAGCCUGCAAAGCGCUACCACCACAUCAGGAGGGAUGAACUGGACUACCAGACCUGUCCUCAUCCAGAAAACCUCUCGCACCUGAACGGAGGGCUGAAGGAACAGCUCCUCUUUCCUGUGGAGAAGCUUCAGGUCCCAGCCUGCCCCUGCUGCUGCCCCUGCCUCCAACAUAAACAGGUGGUAAAGAACAUCCAGUACAUAGCCAACUGUUUCCGCGAGCAGAGAGCUACUUGUGUCAAGGCAGCAGAGUGGAAGAAGGUCGCCAAGGUGAUGGAUAGGUUUUUCAUGUGGAUCUUCUUUGUCAUGGUGUUCCUCAUGAGCAUCCUCAUCAUCGCCAAGGCAUCCUGACAGCCUCCUCCCUCGUCUUUUUACCAUCAUGAUAACAUUCAUCCUCCUUCACGGCUGGACCUCAGCAUUACUCACCUCAUUUUUUACUUUAAAGCAGCACCAGAUAAAUCAAAACUGUUUUAUAUGUGUGUCAGUAUUGUGUGUAUGUGCGUGCGGUUGUGUAGGUUGAUUGUUAUUUUUUUGCUUUGACUUAAAGAGGACGAGGUCACUGCGCACCAAUCAUCCGUUUAACCACACAGGCACACAAGCACAGGAUUCAUCAAAGCCUCUCGGUUAGUUAAUGUCAGGUGUGCUUGCAUGUGUGAUGGAGCAGUGGAGCGGUAAGACAAUCUAGGCUUCGCCUUGAACAUGCAUGGAUUCUCCAUUAUUGAUGAGCUAACAGCCAGACAUCCAGCUAUAGGCAUUACAUUACUUAACAUUGCGUUUCAGGCAACCAGAUGAUGCUGCUUUCCAGAGUCGGUUACAAUGAGAGCAGCAGCAGAUUGACCUUAAAUACUUAUGAGACAACAUUAUAUAUGGUCAAAGGGCCAAUCAUCAUGGGAAAGCGUGCAAUGUAAGGACAUUUAGUGUUUUACUAGUUUAGAUUGUAAGAAAUUUGGUUUACAUUAGUUGUGAAUCCUUGAAUGUGAGACUUGAAGAAAAAGGGUGAAUGUUUACCUUUCUUACUUUUCAAAGAGCCCUCACUUUUUAACACAAUACUCAGACCUUAAAGUCUACCUCCAGAGUGUGAACAGCGGAUGUACUGUACCUUUUGACUAACUUGUGCUUCGCUCAUUGGUCCAGUAAAAAAUAAACCUUUGAUAGCUUGUUAUUAAA